This is a messenger RNA of Anarrhichthys ocellatus (wolf-eel), 4935 nucleotides long. RefSeq names its product muscleblind-like protein 2a. The record is from RefSeq and is a predicted model, not a curated record. Gene Ontology annotation, molecular function: RNA binding; metal ion binding. The transcript is spliced from 9 exons. Gene Ontology annotation, biological process: regulation of RNA splicing. NCBI's taxonomy places the organism in Eukaryota, Metazoa, Chordata, Actinopteri, Perciformes, Anarhichadidae. The coding region runs from base 719 to 1900 and encodes 393 amino acids. Gene Ontology annotation, cellular component: nucleoplasm; cytoplasm.
UAGACUGACGAACGUACAGUAAGCUGUCAAAAGCUUGUUGCUUAGCUUAAAUCUGUGCAGUGCUACAGUAAAGUAAAGAAGAAACGAGGUCGAAAUAACAAGCUGCGAUUCUAUGAACAGAGCAACACGUUAAUUGGGUGGUUGAACAGACCUUCCGGGAGCAGUUGACAUCUUGUUUUCGUUAAUGUUGACUGUCCGAGCUGGUGCGUGAUUGCUGUUUCCUUCUGGGAAAGCGGUUCAUCCGUGAUGAUGAGAUCACCAACAAAAGGUGCCUUCGAGAACACAUCCUGGACUUGAAGUUGGUCCGUCUGCAUUGAUUGACUCCAGCACCACUCUGAGCAACAACAAGCCCCUAAAAACGCUGAAAUAGAGCCACAGAUAAUAAUGACCUGAGAAUGUAUGACUAAAAUGACAAGUACUCAUUAAAUUCCCCCCUCACUUGUCUGAUAUUUAUGGCCACCAUCAUUUGUGGAGUAUACUCUUGAAUGUUUCAGGAGAAACAACAACACGUCUCCGGUGUUUCCUGUUUCUUUUUGAUGGGCGAUCUGUCAGUGAUUGGCCAGCCAUCUGAUCAUUGUGCUCCAGCUGAUGGAGGACUCGCCAGCCUGUUUUAAAAGAGGACUCUGCACAUAAAGCCAACCCUACAGCUUUUUUUUGGUGUAUGAGGCCCAAUAGAUUCACUUAAAACAUUUUUAAUUUAUGAUUAUAACCUUCGGUCAUGGCGUUGAACCUUUCUUCAGUACGAGACACAAAAUGGCUAACUCUGGAAGUGUGUCGACAGUUCCAGCGAGGAAACUGUUCACGCAGUGAUGAGGAAUGCAAAUUUGCUCAUCCACCGAAGAGCUGCCAAGUUGACAAUGGGAGAGUUGUUGCCUGCUUUGACUCACUGAAGGGCCGAUGCUCAAGAGAAAACUGCAAGUAUCUUCACCCACCUUCACACUUAAAAACCCAGUUGGAGAUAAACGGGCGCAACAACCUCAUCCAGCAAAAGACAGCGGCAGCCGUGCUCGCCCAACAGAUGCAGCUCAUGAUCCCGGGACCCAGCCUGCAGCCGACAUUUCAUGUUGCACAGGGACUGGGUACAAACACUGGUCUUGGCUAUGGUUCAUACAUGACACCUAUGAGCCACGGAAUGAGCCUCAUCCCAACAGACAACCUCUCCAGCAGCCAAGUUCUGCUUUCUGGGAGCCCUACUGUCACAGUCCAGAGCUCCUCCUCCUCCUCCUCCUCUUCUUCUUCUUCUCCCUCACAGAAGCUGCAGCGUACAGACAAACUAGAGGUGUGCCGUGAGUUUCAGCGUGGAAACUGUGCAAGAGGGGAGACAGAUUGCCGCUUCGCUCACCCCAGUGACAGCCCGAUGAUCGACACCACCGAUAACACUGUCACCGUUUGCAUGGACUACAUCAAGAGCCGCUGCUCCAGGGAGAAGUGCAAGUAUUUCCACCCGCCUGCGCACUUGCAGGCCAAGAUCAAAUCCAGUCAACAGCAAGGCAAUCACGCAGCCGUGGCAGCCCAGGCCGCAGCUGCAGGCAUGACUCAGUCGACUGCCAAAGCAAUGAAGCGAUCCCUCGAGGCAACUGUAGACCUGGCCUAUCCCUACAGCGUACCGCUACCAAAGAGACCAGCGUUUGAGAAGAGCAGCUGGGCCAGCUCUCUGCUCAGCCCCAGCUUUUUGCACUACCAACAGGCUCUGGCCAACUCGCAGCUGCAGCAGCAGCCCACAUUUUACCCGACAGGUUCUCUCUUCUGCAUGGGUCCCGGUAACAGCAUUGAUCAUCCUCAAGUAACCACCAGAAACGGAAGUCUGUGCCGUGUCGCUGCCGUUAAAGACGCCAAACAACUGCUCUGUAAAUAUUCUGUCAACGCCACACACAACCUGCAACUAGCUGCAUGCCGAUAACGCCACCGAUGGAAAACGUUGGAGACGUUACUUUGAUCUCUCAUAAUAAAUUUACAUAGCUCAGUUACUAGGAUUAUACUGUGUUAUAAGAUUGUCACAGAAGAUCAUUGUAUGCACGCACCUUUGCACCCGCAUUAACAUGCAUCCUCAGUAACGUGCUUAAUAUCCGGGUUUCUAUUUCCUAAACUAAUUCUGACACGCUCAGAAGUGCAUUUAGCCUCUUAAUUAGUUUGCAUAUAAGAGCCUCAUUCAUUAAAGUUACCUUUUCUGGACAAAUCCAACCAGGAAACACAUGGAAAUUAAACAAAAACAGGCAGUAUAGACACAGUAGUAACUCCUUAAUAUGAUAAGAUAAUAUAAUAUGAUAUGGAAACAAACGGACAAUAAUAAUUUUGUAAAUAUUACAAGAGGAAAAGAUGAGCAGGACAGAUCUAAUCUACAAAGCAUACAUGUUAAAACCAGGUGAAAAGGAGUCCUAUAUGAGAGAUUGUUUAAAUUGUACCUUAUUUUUCCUUUUGUUGAAUGUGUAAUGUAAACUUGUUUUUAUUAAUGAUUGUGUAUCUAGUGCCAGCUUUAAUUAUUUCAAACUAAAUAGUUUCCUUUAGAUUGUGGUUAGUCCAUCCGUCUCGUUCACCCUGUCAGCCUCAGAGAACAGGAUCAGUGCUCCACCUCCUGGUGUGCCUUUGCAUUGCAUAUACAGUAUUUAAAUACUGUAUCAUCCAUUUGCUGCAGAUACUUUUCCUUUUAAGGCAGUAAAGCAACGAUGAUUCAAACAUUUCGAUUUUAUCCUCUUUAUUAUAAAAAAAGACAAAUAAGCAAACUGUCCGACUUCAAUUAGACAACAUUUGCGGCGUACGGACUGGCCUAACAUUACCACCGGUCUCACAUUACUCUGUGAAACCGGCUCCUGAAGCAGAACAUGUUUUUGGGAAGAUCCUCCGCAGCCAAUCGAAGUUACCCUUAAACGAAACGGGUGUUAAAUUACCACCGUUUAUAUUCAAACUAGAGUUCCUGUAAUCGUAGUAAUCGUAUAAGGGGAGGAGUUGUGUAACUGUUAGUCUUAAUGUUACAAUCAGUUGUCAGUACUGUAAUAUUUGAAUGUUAUAAGUGCCUGAAGAAUUGUACAGAUGAGGAUAUCCGUGCAUAUUUAAAAAGGCUUUGUGUGAAAAAAAUCACUUCAUUAAAUCCACUCUUACUUAAGUCACAGUUAAGACGGAAAGCUUUGUCAGCGCAUUAGUUGAUUUAACUUUCGCUGACGCUCACGUUUGUGUGUGUGUGUGUGUGUGUGUGUGUGUGUGUGUGUGUGCUAUGUAUGAGAGUUAACAUCCAGCUUCAUUUCAUCCACUUUUAAGAAGAUAAGUGCUUCAUGCACGGCUAAAUACUUUAUGUAGUAAAGUAGAAUUUAAGGAGGUUAAGUUAAGUUUGUUCGGUACCACAUUAUGCAAUGGCCCUGCUUUGUUUGAAACUGACAGCAGACAGACUGGGUAUUGUGUCUGGUUAGGAGAAAAACAAAAAGAUGUAAAUCACUCGUAUAUGUUGCUUUCUCUUCGACACACAGUUUUAGUUCCCUGUUCUGUCUUUUCAACCGUUUUCUUUUUAAAGAAAACGGUGUGUGUGUACACUUUUGUGUGAUUAAUCCACCAAGACAUGUUUCAUUUGUUCACUUUUCUUUUUUUUUCCCUUCAUACAUGAUUAGUUGGAAUAUAAGGAGUAUACUUGCAUAUGUUAAUAGUUCAACAUUAGAAAAAGAACACUUUUAAAAAUGUAAUCUCUUCUAUUUUAUGAUGAAUGUAAUUUAUUAAAGCGACGUUAGCUCUGCUGGAGGUUCCUCAAAGGGCCGCCAUCUGUUGUGUUAGCCUACGAUAAGCCGUCUUGUGUCCGGGGAUCGAACGUCGGAGCGCGGAGAAGCUCGAGACGUUUCGUCCCUGUCACCGCCUUGUCACCUGAGAGGGACAACAGCCUUUUGUCCGAGCAAGGCCAUAGAAUUGCUUUUUAAUGUACAAAAAGGCCACAUUUUACGGAAAAGUAACUUUCAUAAUAGUGUAAUAAUAGUUUGUCAUCUAAUUGUGUUGUUGAGGCGAUCUGAAGUUGCAGUGAUUAAAAACGAUGUUUGUAAGGGAUUGAGAUGAUUUUUCCUCCUCACAGAAACACAUUAGAUUGUACUGUCGGAUACGUUUAAUGCCAUGGUGAAACACUGUAAGUGAUCCAGUGCAUGAGAAUAUAUUUUGAAAUGUUGAGUUUUGUGUUUUAUAUGGGCACCACUGCAUGUUAACAUCUUGCAGCAGACGUAUAAUCCACCCACGAGAGAGUCUGAUCAGAUGAUCUGGAGUUUAAGGUUCACAGCAGCUGUUUGAACCUUCAUUCUCUUUUCAAAGUUUAGGUUUAUUAUUAGAUCGAUGAGAUGUUUUCCCUUAUUUAUUUUACCUGCGAAUAAAAGGCGUCGAGCCGAAUGUUUGUUUCACCUUUUUGGCAAAUAAGCUUGAAAGUCGUGGAUACACCUGCACAUGGAAGUUGUUUGAGAUUUGGAUCAGAAAGAUGUGGACAGUAUUAGAAUGUUUGGUCGGACUGACUUAAGCACCUUCUCAACCGUCGGACUGAGAGGACAUGCUUUUUGUGAACUUUGCCUUAUCUUUAAUCUACUCCUGAAUUUGUAUUUGUUUAGUAAUUAUUAGUUCUAUAUUGUCUAAUAAGUAAAAUACAUUUAACUGAUCUUUUUCUGUGAUAUUAUUGCUAGACAAGUUUUGAGUUUGAGGCCAAAAUGACAGUUUGUAAAAUAAACUCCCAAAACUAUCCUGAUAGGACCGGCUACAGUGCUCGUUAGAUUACAUCACACCACGAAAUAUGCCGGUCCUGAAUAUAAACUGUCCCCUCUUCUUCUUAUUCUUCUUCUUUUCUUUUGUUUUUUUUUUAACUUACUUGGGGAAAUUAUUUUAUUUGUGUAUAAUUAAACAUUUCAUGUUGAUAGUUCUGCUUCUGUAAAUUCCAAAUUGUGUAAUAUCUAAUAUUGCAAAUAAAUAAAUGUCAAUUAAAUGCUG